Molecule: messenger RNA, 1015 nt
Organism: Hydractinia symbiolongicarpus
Lineage: Eukaryota; Metazoa; Cnidaria; Hydrozoa; Anthoathecata; Hydractiniidae
Product: KRAB-A domain-containing protein 2-like
Exons: 4
Coding region: 257-1015 (252 amino acids)
Biological process (GO): DNA integration
Molecular function (GO): nucleic acid binding
Source: RefSeq, a predicted model, not a curated record
UUUUCGUGCAAAAAAACUGUAAAUCACCCUUGUCUCCAGUGCCUUUGCGUGGCUCGUACGAAACUGUUUUCGUAAGCAUGGUUUUGUUAAUAAUUGAGUGAGAACGGAGAAGAACACAAAAAAUUUCAAUAUUAUUUUUUCUAACUUUUUAAGUUAUUUCGAUAAAGGAAAAGGCAGGUAAAUUUCGAAUCCUUUUCGAGUGCUUUUUCGAACGCACAUUUUUAAAUUUACAUGGAAACUUUUAACGCGUGUUUUAAUGUUCAGCACAAUGGAGACUGAAAAGAGAUACAUGGAAGAAAAAUUUCAGGAAUGGUUGGAAGUUGAAAGGACUAAACGGAAUUCCGUAAUAAUGCCCGUACAGACUUAUAAAACAAUGGCAGAUUUUCUAUGUGGAAGAAUAGACAACGUUCCACGUGCUAUAAAAAGAAAAUUGCGAAGAAAAAAAUUCCAAGUGAUGAGUUAUCCUGCACUUGGUAUAUCGGAUGUUUUGUGCGCUCCAUUUCCCGAUGGCGAUUCUCCUCUAGGAAAAUAUCGUCGCGUAGCAAAAGACCGACAGAUGUUUGACAUUAUCAAUAGAGUACACUGCCAAGAAGUUGGUCACCAAGGGGUUCAUAAAACGUUUGAAAAGAUAGCACGCACCUAUGAUAACGUUACUAAAGACGCUGUUGGUGCUUAUAUAAAGCUUUGCACAACUUGCUGUCUGAAAUCCAGUCAAAUAAAGAAAGCUCCAUUGAAGCCGAUUAUUCCUACAGGAUUCUUACAGCGUGUACAGAUCGAUCUGAUUACUAUGUUAUCCAAACCAGAUGGCGAUUACAACUACAUUGGCCAUGUCGUGGACCAUUUUAGCAAAUUCAGGAUAUUAUUUCCAAUGAAAGGGAAAUCAGCAAAUGAAUUUGCUUCAAACUUUUUUAGAAGUUUUUUAGCGACUUUUGGGUUUCCAAAAAUUUUGCACCGAAUUUUGUGCCGAAUUUAUCAAUCACGUAAUGGAUGCUGUAGCCGUGAUAUGGCCGGGUGA